UCCAUGGAAAGCAACUCUUCUUUCCAAUGUUUAAUCAUUUUCAGAACAGUCUUCUGGCACAACAGCCACUCUUUCCCUGGUGAAUGAGGCCCAGUAUCUGCUGAUAAACACACCGAGUCUUCUGAAACUUCAGCAGCAAUUAAAUGGCAGUGAUGAGAAUGGAAAGAAGGAAUUAUUCACAAUGAAAGAUCUCAUCUCACGUUUCCGUGCUAAUAUUAUUACCAAUGGAACAAGGGCUUUUGAAGAAGAGAAAUGGGAUGAGAUUUCAAUUGGUUCCUUGCGUUUCCAGGUUCUUGGGCCUUGUCACAGAUGCCAAAUGAUUUGUAUUGACCAGAAAACUGGGCAACGAAACCAAGACAUUUUCCAAAAACUUUCUGAGAGUCGUGAGAGAAAGGUGAACUUUGGCGUGUACCUGAUGCAUACGUCUUUGGAUUUAUCUUCUCCAACUUUCCUGUCUGUAGGAACUCGGGUGCUCCCUGUGUUAAAAGAGACCAUGGAGCGUUAUGAUUCCCCUGAUUCCCAGAAACCCCAGGAUGUUAUCUCCUAAAAUUUUUGCUAGCA
This is a messenger RNA of Castor canadensis (American beaver), 561 nucleotides long. Lineage: Eukaryota; Metazoa; Chordata; Mammalia; Rodentia; Castoridae. The record is from RefSeq and is a predicted model, not a curated record.